This is a messenger RNA of Arabidopsis thaliana (thale cress), 2091 nucleotides long. RefSeq names its product sorting nexin 2B (gene SNX2b). The transcript has 5 exons. Bases 202 to 1920 code for a protein of 572 amino acids. Gene Ontology annotation, cellular component: cytosol; endosome membrane; cytoplasm. The record is from RefSeq and is marked reviewed. Lineage: Eukaryota; Viridiplantae; Streptophyta; Magnoliopsida; Brassicales; Brassicaceae. Gene Ontology annotation, molecular function: phosphatidylinositol binding. Gene Ontology annotation, biological process: seedling development; protein maturation.
CAAUUAGUUAUUGACGAGACUUGACGCUACUACAUUCAAUAUCUGGAGCCAACACCGCCGUGACUUAGCCACUCCGCUUAUUUAUUGCAGUUCACGACCACCGUAUCCUCGUAAUCUCCGUUAUCUCGAACCGAAUCGAAAAAUCCCUAAAUUCCUGUGAAUUUAUUACUAAAAUUAGCUCACCUUAUAGAUUUACCAGAGAUGAUGGGCUCAGAGAAUGACGAAGAGUCCCAUCUCCACUCAUCCAAAGAAGAGAUGGAGAAACUCUUUCUCCGCGAAGAUGGCGAUCCCUUGACCAAAAGCAAUGUCAACGGCGAUAAAUCCAACUCUAAUUAUCGCAGCGCUAUGUCAACUCUCUUCGACUCGCGUCACCCGUCGAUUGUCGUAACUCCAGCUGAUUCCGAUCCACUUUUUGCGCCACCGUCUUACUACAGCGAAUCUCGGAGUCCUCGUUCUAAACCAAACGGCGGCGACAGAGUCAGCUCUUACCUCGAGCCUCCGUCUUACGCGGAUGUUAUCUUCAGCCCUUUCGAUGAUAUCUCCGAGAUCAAUGGCUCAGAAGAUGGUCAUAGUCAGUCGUCAGAUUCAUUAUCUAGAUCUCCGUCUUCUUUGAGCUCUGAUUACAUCAAGAUCACUGUUUCUAACCCUCAGAAAGAGCAAGAGGCCACAAAUUCAAUGAUUCCUGGAGGAAGUACUUACAUCACUUACCAGAUUACAACUAGAACGAAUCUCUCUGACUACGGUGGAUCGGAGUUUAGCGUGAGGAGAAGAUUCAGAGACAUUGUUACAUUGGCUGAUAGAUUAGCUGAGUCUUAUAGAGGUUUCUGCAUUCCACCGAGGCCAGAUAAGAGUAUAGUUGAGAGUCAAGUGAUGCAAAAGCAAGAGUUUGUGGAGCAGAGAAGAGUUGCAUUGGAGAAGUAUUUGCGUAGGCUUGUUGCACAUCCUGUGAUCAGGAACAGUGAUGAAUUGAAGGUUUUUCUUCAAGCGCAAGGGAAGUUACCGCUUGCUACGAGCACAGAUGUGGCUUCUAGGAUGUUGGAUGGUGCUGUGAAGCUGCCGAAACAGUUGUUUGGUGAAGGCGGUGGAGCUUCUUCGGUUGAGGUGGUUCAGCCGGGUAGAGGAGGUAGAGAUUUUCUGAGAAUGUUUAAAGAACUUAGACAGUCAGUUUCUAAUGACUGGGGUGGAUCAAAACCACCUGUUGUGGAAGAAGAUAAAGAGUUUUUGGAGAAGAAGGAGAAAAUGUAUGAUCUUGAGCAACAGAUCAUUAAUGCUUCACAGCAGGCUGAAUCCCUCGUGAAGGCACAGCAAGACAUGGGGGAGACUAUGGGGGAAUUGGGAUUAGCAUUCAUUAAACUGACGAAAUUCGAGAACGAAGAAGCUGUCUUCAAUUCUCAAAGAGCUCGUGCCAAUGAUAUGAAGAAUUUAGCCACUUCAGCUGUGAAAGCAAGCAGAUUUUACAGAGAGUUGAAUUCCCAGACGGUCAAGCAUUUGGACACACUCCACGAUUACCUUGGCCUAAUGAUGGCAGUCCAGGGCGCCUUUGCAGAUAGAUCUAGUGCUUUAUUGACAGUGCAGACGCUUCUAUCUGAACUUUCUUCACUGGAAGCAAGAGCAGAAAAGCUAGAAGUUGCAUCAUCAAAGGUCUUUGGCGGUGACAAAUCAAGGAUUAAGAAGAUAGAAGAGUUAAAAGAAACCAUCAAGGUCACUGAAGACUCUAAAAAUGUUGCCAUCAGGGAGUACGAGCAGAUCAAGGAAAAUAACUGGAGUGAGGUUGAAAGGCUGGAUAGGGAAAGGCGUGCAGACUUCUUGAAUAUGAUGAAAGGGUUUGUUGCUAAUCAGGUUGGAUAUGCAGAGAAGAUCGCCAAUGUGUGGACAAAGGUUGCUGAGGAAACAAGGCAAUACGAUAGAGAGAGCUCUUAACAUGAGAGCACAGUGUAAUUUAUUCUUAUUCUUCGAUUCAUGGUUUUGAGCUUAAACCAAUUUGUCGUAUCUUUUUUACUUUGGUGUCAAAAAACAAGAGAGAGUUAGUAAAAUUCUUCUUUACUGACUCUCGUUUUAAUGGUGUAUAGUAAGAUGAAUUGUGUUUCAAAA